Oryzias latipes (Japanese medaka) is the source of this 1387-nucleotide messenger RNA. It is a transcript of the gene ccka, whose product is annotated as cholecystokinin a. Gene Ontology annotation, cellular component: axon; extracellular region. Lineage: Eukaryota; Metazoa; Chordata; Actinopteri; Beloniformes; Adrianichthyidae. Gene Ontology annotation, molecular function: neuropeptide hormone activity. The record is from RefSeq and is a predicted model, not a curated record. Gene Ontology annotation, biological process: digestion.
UUAUAAAGCAUGCUCACCCUCAUUCUGGCACUGUUUGAAAGCCUCAGCACCAGAGCAAAGUUCAGCAUCUUCACAUCAGUGUGUCCAUGCCAGACACGCAGUCAUGAAUGUAGGAAUCUACGUGUGUGUUAUCCUGGCUGCUCUUUUCACUGGCUCUCUAACUCUGCCUUCAAAGUCCAUGAGAACUGAAAGAAAAGCCCUUGUGACAGAAAGCCUACCUGUCCCACUAACCAAUCACACGCGUCAGGCUCGCUCUGCUCCUGCGCCCCCUUCAGGACAGCUGCAAAGUGAAUCAGCCCAGAACAGCCUGAGCCAGCUGCUGGCCAGACUCCUCUCUAGAAAAAGCUCAUCCCUCCAGACCAGAUCCUCCCUCACCAGCAGAGCUGCAGCCCCCAGUCACAGGAUAAAGGACAGAGAUUACCUGGGAUGGAUGGACUUUGGGCGACGUAGUGUGGAGGAGUAUGAAUAUUCCCCAUAAAGCUGCAAGUUUCAUCUCUCAACAUCUAAAUCAAAGCCCUAAAACACGGUUCACCCUUUUAAUUCUGCACCAAAUGAGAGAGGACUUUUCAAGCUUUUAAUCAAAACAAAUCAAAAUAUUCACCUUUUGUUUCUGAUUUUGUUCUGAACAUGUUUAGAACAAAAAAAAUCUUCAUAUCAAAUCAUCUACUAGUUAAAAUGUAAGCAAAUUCACACAAAAAUACCACAUCUCAUGGGAGAAAGAAGAGGCACAGCUUGUCAGCUUCAUUCACAAACCUAUAUAAAGAUAUAUAGGAAUAGUACUAGAUUAGAGGCAUCAGUGACACAUAAAAAUCAAGGAUUACAAGAUCUGCAUGCACUAGUUCUACAUCUUAAAGAAACAUGGUUUCAUCUGGAAGGAUGUUUGUCCUCUGUAAUAAAAUAAAUCCAGAAGUUGUUUUGAUCCCAUUUCACAUUCACUUUCUGUCAAAUAAAUGUUGAUUGUUCUCUGGGAAGGCAUUAAUAAAAAAACUGAAAUGCAUUUUUUUUUUUUGAGAAAUAAUUGCAUUUUGAGAGCAGUUGGUUGGCUCACUUGGAAUGUGUCCCAUCACCGGGGUGGAGGAAAACACAGAAUGUCUCUGUAAGCGGCGAGCGUCUGACAGCAUCCAUGCCAUGAAAACUAUGAAGUACUGACAGCUUUGACAAGUGUAAACAAAUUCUAAUCUCACAGUGCUGAUCCGGACUCUGACAUGCAUGUGACUUUAUGACUAUGAAUGAUUGACGGUAUUCUCUAUAGCAUAGACAUCAGCAGAGGUAAAAGAACAUUUCUAUGUUAUUUGUAAGAAUACAACUGCCUCCUGAAUAGAACUUUAUGUUUGCUCACUUAUAUUCUGCACACUGAAUAAAAAUAUUUCUAAAUCAGUUGUAAUGA